AGAAUAAUCCCUGGUUUACCCAAAAGUGCCCUGCACUUCGUUGCUCAACAAAAUCUAAGUCAAUGCUUACAAAUGUGAAAAUGCUCUGAAAGUUGAGUGAUCUAUGAAUGCAUGUUUUCAUCUUUCCUAGAUUGGGUGUGGAAGAAUACUGACCUGACACACAUCAGAGCUGAUCAGAUGUCUGGCCCAGAUAAAGACAUAAGGGAGGAGACAGAAGAAGAGCAUGAAGAGAAACACAAAAAUGCAAAAGCACCAAAGGAUGCAGCACCUCCACCACCGCCCUUUCUCCCCAGGGCAGAAAAUGACACCAGCACAGAGCUGGUGCUUAAAGUCAGAAAACAGAGUCCAAGAGAGAAUGACUUCAUUGAAAUUGAACUUGACAGACAAAAACUAACUUAUCAGGACCUAUUGCAAGUGAGUUGUCGGGAAUUAGGAAUUAACCUUGAGCAAGUGAUGAAGAUUAGAAAGUUACCCAACACACUGCUCAGAAAGGACAAAGAUAUUUCAAGACUACGGGAAUUUCAAGAACUAGAGCUAAUUCUAGUGAACCAUGGCAUGACAGAAUCUACACCAUCACUGAUAGAGAAACCCUGCUACAAUCACAAUGCUUCGAAAAUGACUUACUAAGCCAAAUAUAAAAACCUGAGGAAAAAAUUCUAAGUGCUGGCUAUGGAUCAAGAAUCUGAUUCUACUUUCAGCUCCAACCUGUGACCGAAGUUUUGUGGCAAAAUAUAAUUCUUCAUAUAUAACUUUUCUGUAACUUCACUUCCCAGGUUGUUUCGUGUUUUUUUGUUUGUUUUGUUUUUUAAUGAAAAUGGAUGUUUUGUUUUGUUGGGACAGAAGAGCCUAUAGUUCUUAAACCAGUACCAAAUACAUACAACAGCAGCACUUUGUUAAACAGAAAUGUGUAAAAGUAAAGAUUAGCUAGCAUUCAUCCACCAAUAAUUUAUUAUCUUCUAUAGGUGAAGUACUAAAUGGGCUUCUUGAAAGAUAAUUGUUUUUUAAUAGCUGGUUAUUUAGGCAGCAACUAGGUCCCAAACUCCUACAUUACCACACUAACCAGUAAGGAUCAGGCAGGACCGAGUGAAGCUAGUAGUUAUGGUACCUCACCUCAUAAACUGUGUCAGGAUAUAGUUCCCUCAUUCCACAGUGAGCAACUCUGGCUCCUGAACAAACAUGGGAUUAGUGGGCCCCUUUGCUUGAAGUCAGGCUAAUCUAAUUUUCCUGCUUAGGUACUUCAUCUGAUACUUGUGAAUAUAACUGCACUGAAUUUCUAAAUUAUAAAAAUGGUAGCACACAUGUUCAAUUACCUCUCAAAAUGACACGCCUGCCAUAGCAUCUUGGUUAUCCAAAUGUACCUCUUAAAUAUAACUACUUAAUUCCAGUUGUUUUAUUCUACUACCCAAUACCCUCCAGAUCAUCUUCUCUAGUAAAUGUUUCUGUACAGUGCACUAUAGGCACUUAAUGUAUGUUACUAAUGUUUAAAAAAAUCAACCCAAGUCAAAUUACCAAAAUCAACCUAUUGCCAAAGAAAUACUUUGUAAAAUUACACAAUUAAGCCAAAUAUAAAAUAAGAACUAAAAUUAGGUUUUUGUAAUUGUUUAUAUUACUGCUCUACUGUAUUAAUGUAGGUAUGGUUAACAUAUUU
Molecule: messenger RNA, 1648 nt
Organism: Vombatus ursinus (common wombat)
Lineage: Eukaryota; Metazoa; Chordata; Mammalia; Diprotodontia; Vombatidae
Gene: ANKRD40CL
Product: ANKRD40 C-terminal like
Exons: 4
Coding region: 112-627 (171 amino acids)
Source: RefSeq, a predicted model, not a curated record